CGACGCCCACCAUCCCCAAACCAAAUCUGCUGUCUCUUUCCUGGAUGUAUGGCCAGCGCAGCAACCAAACUCCCACUCUCUUCGCUACUCCAACUCUCUCGCACCGCCGUAGCGGCAGCGGGCCGCCGUCUCAUCCCCAAUCUCCCUUUCUCCGCGCGAGGUUAUUCAAAGAUGGCUGGUCCAAUUGGAAAUAAUGACCACAAUGAUGUUACACGGGUGCUAUUCUGUGGCCCUUAUUGGCCUGCUUCUACUAUUUAUACAAAGGAGUAUGUGCAGAACUAUCCAUUUAUUCAGGUUGACGAAGUAGACCUUGAGCAGGUGCCCGAAGUUAUUCACAACUACCAUUUGUGUGUAGUGAAAAAUCGGCGUAUAGACUCGGAUAUAAUUGCCAAGGCAACCAAGAUGAAGAUCAUUAUGCAGUAUGGUGUUGGUUUAGAAGGUGUUGAUAUAAAUGCUGCUACAGAACACAAAAUCAAAGUUGCACGGAUACCUGGAAGUACGACAGGAAAUGCGAUCGCUUGUGCAGAAAUGGCGAUCUAUCUAACUCUAGGUGUUCUUCGGAAGCAAAAGGAAAUGGAUGCUGCUGUCAAGCAGAAGGACUUGGGCCUUCCAGUUGGAGAAACAAUUUUCGGAAAAACGGUCCUUAUUCUGGGGUUCGGAUCCAUUGGUGUGGAAGUUGCCAAGAGACUUAGGCCAUUUGGAGUAAAAAUUCUUGCUACAAAAAGAAAUUGGACAUCAAAUACAGUACCAUGUGAUGUUGAUGGGCUUGUUGAUAAGAAAGGUGGCCCAGAAGAUAUGUAUGAACUUGCUCGAGAAGCUGACAUUGUUAUAACUUGCAUGACCUUAAACAGUGGAUCAGUUGGAAUUGUCGAUCAUAAGUUCCUCUCAGCACUGAAAAAGGGAUCAUAUCUCAUCAAUAUUGCUAGAGGACUCCUACUGGACUACAAGGCUGUGUUUAAUCACCUUGAAUCAGGUCAUUUAGGUGGUUUGGGCAUUGAUGUUGCUUGGAUGGAGCCAUUUGAUCCAGAGGAUCCAAUCCUCAAAUUCUCAAAUGUUAUUAUAACACCACAUAUUGCCGGAAUCACAGAAUAUUCUUAUAGAACGAUGGCGAAGGUCGUUGGUGAUGUCGCCCUCAAGCUUCAUACUGGGGAGCCUUUCACCGAAAUAGAAUUUGUGAACUAGACCAGCUAGAAUUUGCAAAUUGCAAAGCGCAUUAUUUAUUGAAUUCGAGACAGAUUAACUGGAAAUAGAACAAUCAAUAAGGCCUGUUAUCAGUGUGAAGCUGAAAAAAUAAAUCCGGAUGAAUACAUUAGUAGAGAAUCAUACAAACUCAACUGGUUUAUAUUUAUGUACCCUUGGUAGUUUUCAAGCCUUUGUAGCAUGGAUGCCUGCUGGGUUGCAGCAGAGCUGAAGCAAGAAAGCCUCAAAAUUCUUGCAUUUGUAUUGCAUCAAAUCUACGUACAACAUUUGAGGGUGGCAUGUUUGCCUCAAAGCCAGUUUCAAACUGACGGGCAUCUAUGAUUCGUGAGAAUUUUCAUGCAUCCUCAAGAACUGAACUGUUUGGCUUUAAAUUUCUGCUAA
This is a messenger RNA of Brachypodium distachyon (stiff brome), 1581 nucleotides long. Its product is annotated as hydroxypyruvate reductase. Gene Ontology annotation, molecular function: NAD binding; phosphoglycerate dehydrogenase activity. Bases 49 to 1182 code for a protein of 377 amino acids. The transcript has 10 exons. NCBI's taxonomy places the organism in Eukaryota, Viridiplantae, Streptophyta, Magnoliopsida, Poales, Poaceae. The record is from RefSeq and is a predicted model, not a curated record.